UCGAUAGUAAAUUGAUAUAUCGCUAUCAGCUUGAUUGGUAUACUGGCAUUUUUCAACACCGGGAACUGCGAUAAUACGCUGUGGUGGUCGACCAAUAAAUUGUGGUGGUCAAAAGCAAAGCAAAGAGUACACAUAAAACGAAAACGGAGAUGUUAAAAAUAAUAUAGAGAAAACGGAAACAGUAAUUUAAAUUGCGAGUGGUAAUCAAGCGGAUUAAGCGUAGUUAGAGUCCACAACUAUUUUGGUUUUCGGUAUCACAACAACAGCAAGAACAGCAGCAAUCAACUACGCACCGACAGCGGACACCAACACUAAGAACCAUCACACCGACACUGACACCGACGACCGACGUGCGAUUAACGCCCUCCCAACGCUCCGCACUUUUGGCACCCGCACCCGCACUCACACACGGUCGCACGCACACGCAUACACCUUUCAGUACACACAUUCAUCAUCAUCAUCAUCAUCAUCAUCAUCAACAACAACAUUUCACAGGCGAAGGCAGCAGAAGGCACAUAAACACACUUAAACACUUAUCUAUAUACCGCAUUUAUCAACGCCGCCCGUCACUGCCGCCGCUGCUGACCCACCAAACACCUCCCACCACCCAGCACCCAUCACCCACCAGCCCCCAAAGCCCUGAUCCAUAACAUCAACUUUGUUUGCUAUUGUUGUCUGCUGCUGCUGUCAUUUGUUUUGUUUCCUUAAAUGUGAACGCACGCAGAAACUCUCCUACACACUCACAUACACAAACACAGGCAAACACCUUCACACACACGCGCGCCCACCCACACACGCGUAAUAUACGAAGGAGCAAACAAAGACAGCUCGCAAAAAAAAAAAAGAAAAAAAAAAUCAAAAUAAAUAAAUUAAGCUGCAUCACAACGAGAGCGACCGCGAGAGCAAGAGACUCCAAUUGAGAGCGAAUUCGAAAAGUGCAAUAAUACGCGCGAGUGGCAAAGAGUGCGAGCUCAACCAGGCAGUGAUCGAGGGGCGCAUCGGCAGCGGGGGGCGGGCAGAGGCAGAGGCCGUGCGAGAUAGAAAGAAACUCAAACUCUAUGGGUCAAAAGGCAAGCACACCAGCGACCAGCGGCCAGCAGAGCCCCCGCUCCAGAACAUUCUCAAGCAGCUCAACGGGUGCCACUGCCACCGAGACAACGGUGCAGAGCUCAGCGGUUGGCGGCCGGAGCGGCGAUGCCGGUCAGGGUUUCAAUUUGCUGCGCACAUUGCCCGGUCUCCAGGUCUAUCAUCAUCAUCACAAUCAGCCGAACUCCACGUCCAUAGAUCGACAGCGUGCACGCAGCCUCAGCUCAGUGCCCGACAUUCAACAGCAGCAACAACAACAGCAGCAGCAGCAGCAACAACAGCAGCAACAGCAACAACAACAGCAGCAGCAACAGCAACAACUACAGCAGGGAUCCAGCACGUACCCGAACACACAUCCCGCCGUUUCAGUCUCUGUGUCAGCUAAUUCAAAUAGCAAUAGCUUCCAGGCGGCAGCCGGCAACAACAACAGUUCCGCGGCUGCCGCACAAAGCUAUAUGCAACAGCGACGCGCGUUUGGUGACUCAAUACGCGAUAUGUCGAUGACUGGCGCAAACAUCGUUGAGAGCAUUGCAUUGGCUGCAUCGGCAACAUCAGCGAAUGGCAUUGGCCGCGUUUAUACAGCAACAUCGCUUCCAUCGCACAUUUGGUCCUUCAAUGGUAUCAAAUGCCCUGUGUGCAAUAAGUUCGUGUUGCCAGACGAUAUUGAAUGCCAUUUAGUCAUGUGCCUAACAAAACCAAGACUCUCAUAUAACGAGGACACAUUGCUGGACGCCAAGGGUGAGUGCGUCAUUUGCCUUGAAGACUUGAGUCCAGGUGAUACAAUUGCUCGAUUGCCAUGUCUAUGCAUAUACCACAAAGGCUGCAUCGAUCGUUGGUUUGAGGUGAAUCGCUCCUGUCCUGAGCAUCCCGGAGAUUAGUAAAAAUCUCAUUAGGUUAGAAAGCAGAGGCCAACAUUGUAGAAAGAAAGAGAGAGAGAGAGGAGAGAGAACAUCAAUUGUUAACAGAAAAUGUAAAAUAAUGCAAAUGGAAAUCGAAACGGAAAUGGAAAUGGAUGUGCGAAGAGCAGAGGCUAAGAGAAACGAAAUUCGGAUCGAGCAAUCGAUCGUUAUGACCUACCGACCGACAGUUUAAGCAAAUCCACAAGCACUCACACACAUACACACGCA
Messenger RNA from Drosophila arizonae, 2213 nucleotides. RefSeq lists its product as uncharacterized. Gene Ontology annotation, molecular function: ubiquitin protein ligase activity. Gene Ontology annotation, biological process: protein K48-linked ubiquitination; proteasome-mediated ubiquitin-dependent protein catabolic process. Lineage: Eukaryota; Metazoa; Arthropoda; Insecta; Diptera; Drosophilidae. The record is from RefSeq and is a predicted model, not a curated record. Gene Ontology annotation, cellular component: cytoplasm; intracellular membrane-bounded organelle; membrane.